Molecule: messenger RNA, 2213 nt
Organism: Telopea speciosissima
Lineage: Eukaryota; Viridiplantae; Streptophyta; Magnoliopsida; Proteales; Proteaceae
Product: pentatricopeptide repeat-containing protein At1g04840-like
Exons: 2
Coding region: 72-2114 (680 amino acids)
Biological process (GO): RNA modification
Molecular function (GO): protein binding; zinc ion binding; RNA binding
Source: RefSeq, a predicted model, not a curated record
GGUUUUUUAGUUCACGGUUUUCAUUGCCUCCAAUUUAAACGAUUUUUCGAAUCUGAAGCGUGACCGUUGACAUGAGAGCCGUUUCCUUCCUCUCCAAAGCGAAAACUGCCACCGCCAAAACUAUUACUUCCCGGGCGACAGCUCUCUAUGCUCAAUCCUCAUCAGAAACCCAUGCCAAUUGCGAUUUCCGUCCAUCGGAAAACCACUACAUUUCUCUUGUCCACGCCUGUAGAACCACUGCACAACUCAAACAAAUCCACGCGCAGCUGUUCGUUCAUAACCUUUCACAAAGCAGUCGGGUCAUAACCCAGCUGAUUUCGACUUGUUCUCUGUUUAAAUCCAUGGAGUAUGCAGUCUCGGUUUUCCGCCAUUUUCAUGAUCCCAACUCAUUUAUCUUCAAUGCAUUGAUCCGAGGCCUGUGUGAAAGUUCCCAAUAUCAGAGCUCAAUUGAGCAUUUUAUUCUCAUGUUACGCUUUAAUGUACAACCUGAUAGGCUCACCUUCCCCUUUGUUCUCAAAGCGGUUGCAUCACUGGUUGCAGAUGGACUCGGUGGUCUGCUCCAUGCACAGACGAUUAAGUAUGGCCUUGAGCUUGAUUCCUUUGUUCGCAUUUCAAUAGUUGAUAUGUAUGUGAAACUCCGUUCAUUGGACUCUGCAUUACAAUUGUUUGGUGAAACUCCUGAGAGAAAUAAGCUUGAAAGCAUACUCCUGUGGAAUAUUCUGAUUAAUGGGUGUAGUAGAACUGGGGACUUGAGAAAAGCAAGGGAACUCUUCGAUACAAUGCCUGAGAGGAAUACUGGUUCUUGGAAUUCUAUGAUAAAUGGGUUCAUAAAACAAGGAGAUCUGGAGCAGGCAAGGGUAUUUUUUGAUCGGAUGCCAGACAAGAAUGUAAUUUCCUGGACGACCAUGAUAUCUGGGUUGUCAGAAAAGGGUAACCAUGAACUGGCUUUGGACCUGUUUAAUAGGAUGCUGCGAGAGGGUGGGAGGCCUAACGACCUUACUAUUGCCUCUGCACUCUCAGCUUGUUCGAAAAUUGGUGCUUUAGAAGCUGGAGUUCGAAUACAUGAGUAUGUUUCAAGACAUGGUUUUCAGUUAAACCGAACAGUGGGGACUGCUUUGGUGGAUAUGUAUGCAAAAUGUGGUAAAAUUGACUGUGCCAGUCGUGUUUUUGACGAGACAGUAGAGAAGGACCUUCUCACUUGGAGUGCUAUGGUUUCAGGAUGGGCAAUUCACGGAUGCUCCGAGCAAGCUCUUCAAUGCUUUGAGGCGAUGAAAUCCACAGGAAUUCAUCUCGACGAGGUUGCUUUUCUGGCUGUCUUAACUGCAUGCUCCCACUCCGGAUUGGUGGAUCAAGGGCUAAGUAUUUUCAAUAGCAUGAGACAUGAUUACUUCAUAGAACCGAAUGUGAAGCAUUACACAUGCAUGGUGGAUUUAUAUGGUCGGGCAAGUCGGCUAGAAGAGGCUCUUAGUUUCAUUAGGAGCAUGCCAAUUGAGCCCGACUUCGUGAUAUGGGGAGCACUCUUUUGUGCAUGUAGGCUUCACAAGAACAUAAAAAUGGCAGAAUUAGCAUCAGAGAGGCUCCUGCAAAUGGAACCUAAGCAUCCAGGGAGCUAUGUCUUCUUGUCCAACAUUUAUGCAGGGGUCGGGAGAUGGGAAGAUGUGGAGAGAGUGAGAAUCACAAUGAAGAAUAAGGGUAUUGAAAAACCCCCUGGGUGGAGUUACAUCGAAGUGGCAGGUCGAGUGCAUAGUUUUGUUGCAGGUGACAGGGCUCAUGACUGUGCUGGAGAAAUUUAUGCUAAGCUAGAGGAGCUAUCAGCUAGAGCAAAAGCACAAGGGUAUAUGCCCAAUACUGAGUCAGUACUUCAUAACAUUGAGGAAGAAGAGAAAGAAGUUGCAAUGGGAAGUCAUAGUGAGAAGUUGGCACUUGCCUAUGGGCUUAUUAGCACUCCUCUUGGGACGGCCCUCAGGAUUGUGAAGAACCUAAAAGUAUGUGGGGAUUGCCACUCUAUGAUGAAAUUUGCAAGUGAGAUGAGCCAAAGGGAGAUCAUACUAAGAGAUAUAAAGCGUUUUCAUCAUUUCAAAGAAGGGGUGUGCAGUUGUGGAGAUUACUGGUGAAAAUCACUUGUUUUGCGCACACUACAGUUUCUUUUUCCAAGAAUGGUAAACAGAGUUUCAUAGAAGUAUAAGUUUGGGCUAGCUAAUCCCAAUUGUGUU